CUUCAGAUCAAGGAAGAGCGUACUAGUGAAUGGUGGUUAGCAAGAUCAUUAGAUACUGAUCAAGAGGGAAUUGUUAAUAUUAUUGAUAUUAAAAAAGAUGAAGAGAGUGAACUGUCAACAUUGGAAUCACUUGAACUAUUUCAUUAUGCAAUGACAGAAAAUGUUGACAUACCUAAAAUCAAGGAAAUUAAGACGAGGAGCAACGUUGAGAGAGCAAGUCUCUUUUUAUCAUUAAUUAAACAAGAUUCAGUUCUGCUAGAUCAACUUAGAAAAAAAGAACAUGCAAUUAGGUGGUAUGAUGAUGGUGUUCAACUGACCUCUCCAUCUUUAAUACAAUGUCAAGAAGUAGUUUCUCUAUUAACAAGCAAUCAUCGUAGCAUAAGGAUAAUCAAAUCAUCUCCUGACGUUGUGUGUGAUCUGUUGCCAGUUUUAUUAGAAAAUGAAAAUAUGAGAUCCUUGACAAUACGUGACACUCAACUAACACAGGACUGCAUUUCAUCCUUGUGUAACUUACUGGCUAAUAAUAAAUCGCUAGAAGAUUUAUAUCUUUGUAACUGUUCCAUUGAUGACAAAGCAGUUACCGAUGUUAUAACUGUAUUGCUACAAAAUAAUACACUUAAAGAAUUAAGCUUCCAGAAAAAUACUCUUGUUACCUCUGCUAUUUCACAGAAUCUUUCUGAACUAAUCAAGAAUUUAAUAUUAGAAGUAUUAGAUCUAGCAGGUACUUCAAUAUCGUCUGAUGGAAUAUUGCUAAUUCUUCAAUCGUUAUUAGUUAAUACGAAAAUGAAGCUCUAUCUACAUAUUGACGACAAAGACGUAUGCACAGAAUAUUGUGACUAUAAUAUCAUAAAAGAUAGAGUGUUUUUCUAUUAACAAAGAACUUUAAUGCUGACAUUAAUUAGACAUUAUUAGAUCAUGCAAGUGUAAUGCAAUUGUGUACAAGGA
Amphimedon queenslandica is the source of this 945-nucleotide messenger RNA. Its product is annotated as protein NLRC3-like. Gene Ontology annotation, biological process: activation of GTPase activity; nucleocytoplasmic transport. NCBI's taxonomy places the organism in Eukaryota, Metazoa, Porifera, Demospongiae, Haplosclerida, Niphatidae. The coding region runs from base 151 to 873 and encodes 240 amino acids. The record is from RefSeq and is a predicted model, not a curated record. The transcript is spliced from 2 exons. Gene Ontology annotation, cellular component: nucleus; cytosol; perinuclear region of cytoplasm. Gene Ontology annotation, molecular function: small GTPase binding; GTPase activator activity.